Molecule: messenger RNA, 2572 nt
Organism: Oryzias melastigma (Indian medaka)
Lineage: Eukaryota; Metazoa; Chordata; Actinopteri; Beloniformes; Adrianichthyidae
Gene: edn1
Product: endothelin 1
Exons: 5
Coding region: 1216-1824 (202 amino acids)
Biological process (GO): intracellular calcium ion homeostasis; vein smooth muscle contraction; regulation of vasoconstriction
Cellular component (GO): extracellular region
Molecular function (GO): endothelin B receptor binding; endothelin A receptor binding; hormone activity
Source: RefSeq, a predicted model, not a curated record
AUUUCAAAAACGCAGAAUAUUUCACAAAUAGUUAUAAGGAUCAGAAGUGGUUUAUAACAUGGUAAAAUAACUUAUAUAUUAGACAACAUUAAUCAGCUUAAAUAAAACGUAAAAAAAUAAAUGUAAAAAACAUUGAUAACACUAAAAAAAAUGAAAAAGAAGAUUAAAAAGUUGAAAAUUAUGCUAAAAAAUGUAUGUUGAUAAAAAAAAGACUGUAAAAAUAAUGUGCUUAAAUGAACUUUGAAAACAUACAAUAACAAAGAACAAAAAUGAUGUUGUGAGCUACAAGUUACGCAAUGUAGUGAAAAUAGAAAAGAAGUGCAGAUUAUUACAACAAUAUUGUACACUUAACAUUAAACUAAAAAAAUGAAAAAUACUUCAUUAUAAAAAGUUCUGAACAUGAUAAAAACUGAAAUAUAAACUAAAAAAAAAACAAGAAAAGAGAAGUUCCUCUUUCAACGCAGUGAUGAUUUGACGACAGAAGGAGGCGCAAAAGUUCAGAGCUUGUGCUCAUUGGUUCUGACUUCUUUGCUCCUUAUUUAGAUCUGAACUUAAACUUUUAAGAAUAAUGAACUAGUGCUGAUCAAAUACUGAGCUCACGUGAUUUCUGCUUUUUCUGCAAAAACAUCCAGACUCUCUUUGCAUCGUUUCAAGUGUAAAUUUCUCAUGAGUUCUCCAGGAUUUGAAGUUCUUGUUAUAUGCUUUAGUCACCUGUUUUAAGAACCUGAACUUUGAAAUCCUGCAUCUGAACAUCAAUUUACCUGACGGAAAAACUCUCAAGGAAUAUAAAUGUGGUGACAACAUUAAACGGUGAAUCAUUUUAGGUGUAAAGUUUUAGUUUUAUUGCAACCGAAAGGAAGAAAUGCUUUAAUUUUAAUUUUAAUUCUGAAAAUAAAUAAUACAUGUCCAUGCUUUGCAUACGUUUGUGAUCUCUUCUGUGACAUUUGUGGAGGAUUCCUGUUCAUGUUCCAGCAGCUCCACGGUGCCCUCUGCUGGCCGGACGGUGCAGCGCUCCAGUGUGGCACAGAUCGCGCUCCGGCGGCUGUUUAUCAAAGUUUAGAGCAGAAGGUGGCGCAGGAGGAGGAGGAUGACGAGGAGGCGCUGGUAUAAAGCCGGAGCGCAGCACAUGUGCAGCUUCAGUGACAGCAGAGCUCUGCAGAGGAUCCCUAACGAGCACGAGCCUCCAGGAUUACUUCAGGAUCUCCGAGAACAAAGAUGGAUUUAAAAGUCUGGAUCUGUGUGCUGUCAGCGCUUCACACCUGCGCAGUUUUGGCGCAAACCUCCGCGCAGACUCCGUCCGCAGCUGGGGUCAGCGCGCAGCACCACGUGCGCCACAAGCGCUGCUCCUGCGCCACUUUCCUAGACAAGGAGUGCGUGUACUUCUGCCACCUGGACAUCAUCUGGGUCAACACACCUGAGCGCGUGGUCUCAUACGGGCUUGGAAACGCGCCGCGAGCCCGGCGAGCGCUCCCGGACUCCAUGGCAACCACCCGCGCGCCCCGCUGCCGGUGCGUCCGCGAGGACGACGGCAGCUGCGCAAACUUCUGUCACAGGCGUGAUGAUGAUGCGAGAGACGCGCCGCUUGGGACCAAACCGGGAGGAGGCACGCGCCACACUGACAGGAUGAAGAAGGACGUGGCGUGGAGGGCAGUUCUCAAAGCCCGCCUGCUGCUGCAGACCUGGAGGGACAGGGGGCGCCACAGAGCUAGAGCCCCGCCCCCUCCAUCUAACAACCCCCAGACACUGAGUGCAUCACUGGGACGGUUUUUGCAGAGAUCACCCCUUCCUCACAAAGGACUCCGGUUCUCUUCUGGACUCGUUUGAAGCCGUGGAUCUGGAUAUGUUCCACAGCAGAACUUUCAGCACCAUCUUCCCUAUUUAUUUAUUCACCCCCUCCUCCUCCAGAUCUCCAGACCACAUUGGUCCACCGCGCUGGUUUCUUCAUUUCUGUGAAAUGGUUUUUGUGUGAAUGUGCCAAAGCCCGGCACGAUUGAAUAAAAACUGAUAUUUAACUCUAAAGCUGGUCUGCGUGCUUCUUCUCGAGGUUUUUCACGAGUUUCUUCAUCACAUCACUGCCCUCAUCAUCAUCUGCAUCCCCUCAUCCACAUGUUUGAGGAUUUGAGGAUGCUCAGGAAGAAAAAAACGUUCUAAAAAUAAAUGGUUAGAUCUGCUAAAGUUCUGAACUUCCUUUUGACAACAAGUGAAAUAAGCGGAUUUUAUAUGAAAAUCAAAUUAAGAUCCUCUUGUAGCUCAAUUAUUAUUAUUACAUUAUUUCUGGCAUAUUAAUUUCAUUUUUAGGGUAAAAACUUAGGAUUUUCAAUAUUAUUGUGGUGGAUUUGAACAUUUAUGGAAUGUUGGGAACAAGCUUAACGUCUCCUAGCAAUUUGCUGAGUCAUGCUUUCUCAGCAGGGAGGGAGCCUGUAGGAGUUUUCUGUUUGUUUCUGCAGGUGAGUCAGGAGCAGCUCGGGUCUGCAGAUCCUGGUUGGUGCAGAAUCGGUUCCUCCGGUGAAAGGAGUCAGUCAGCAAACACAACUGUGAGGGAUGGAGCUUUUAUUAAAAAAAAAAAAAAAAG